This is a messenger RNA of Polypterus senegalus (gray bichir), 299 nucleotides long. RefSeq names its product snRNA-activating protein complex subunit 5-like. The annotation marks the transcript as partial. The transcript has a single exon. The record is from RefSeq and is a predicted model, not a curated record. Gene Ontology annotation, cellular component: nucleus. Lineage: Eukaryota; Metazoa; Chordata; Cladistia; Polypteriformes; Polypteridae. Gene Ontology annotation, biological process: transcription initiation at RNA polymerase III promoter; transcription by RNA polymerase II.
UUCCUGCGGCUCCUGAACGUGUUGAGCCGACUGCAGGAGCUGAAGAAGGAAGAGGAGACGUUACUCAAAGUCAAGGCUCUUCUUCAAGACCAACUGAACAGGCUGAAGGUGGAAGAACUGGCUCUGCGGUCAAUUAUCAAUGAAGAGAGUGGAUCUUUGUCCCCUACAGAGGCUGCUGCUGAGGUUAGCAUGCAAGUGGACAAUGAAAAUGCAAUCAAUCAGACUGAACUUCAGCUGGACACAGUUGGAGCACAGCAAGAUAUGGAAGAAGAGGAGGAGGAUGAGGAUAACUGACUUUC